Messenger RNA from Lactuca virosa, 1130 nucleotides. Lineage: Eukaryota; Viridiplantae; Streptophyta; Magnoliopsida; Asterales; Asteraceae. The record is from the annotation of a GenBank genome assembly.
UUACUCACUUACAGAUCCCACUUGAAGAGAUUGUAUCUGCCACCAACAACUUUUCUGAUGCAAAUCUCAUUAAAGGAAGUGAUCUGGGAAAGGCUUACAAAGGACAACUCUUGCGGUCGGGGCAACUGAUUGAUAUAGUGGCACAGAGGUUUGAUUAUGUACACAGGGAUGGAGACGUUGAGUUUUUGAAGGAGAUUUCGAUGCUUUCUAAACUCAAGCAUAAUAAUGUCGUCUCCAUAGUUGGUUUCAAUGAUGAAUUUGGAAAGAUCAUCAUCUACAAGCAUGAGACCAUUGGAAGUCUCGACACAUUUCUUAGAGAUCCGAACCUCACAUGGAUGCGCAGAUUGCAGAUAUGUGUUGGUGUUGCGCAUGGAUUGGGUUACAUUUAUUAUGAUAAAGGACGCGAUUUUAGCGUCAUACAUUGUGAUAUCCGGAGUUCCAAGAUUUUAUUAGAUGCCAACUGGGAAGCCAAGUUAUCUGGUUUUGAACUUUCAAUGAAACAGGCAUCACGUGGAAGGAAUGAUCUUUGUUUUACGGAUGUUUGUGGUACGCUGGGGUAUCGUGACCCAGUAUACGAUAAGAGUGGAAGUGUGACCCACAAGUCGGAUAUGUAUUCCUUUGGCAUAGUUUUAUUUGAAGUACUAUGCGGAAAGAAAGCCGUAGAUGAGGAGGAUAAUAGGCUAUUAGCUCCAAUUGCCAAAUCCCACUAUGAAGGGGGGGGACUAGAUGUUAUGAUCGAUCCGGGUCUACAUAAACAAAUGGACCCACGCUCAUUUCAAAUUUUCUCAGAAGUAGCGUACUAUUGCUUGAAAGAAGAGCGCUCACAACGACCAAACAUAAAUCAGGUUGUCAUGAAUCUUGAGAAAGCGUUGGAAUAUCAAUGGAAACAUGUAAAUCGUUUGAUAUUAAAGGCUUCCUUUGAAGGCACAACUUCCAAGAACUUAAAGGGGAAAGACAUAAAACACUUAGAGAUCCCACUCACUGAUAUAGAAAAUGCCACCAAGAAUUUUGCUAAAACAUACGUGAUUGGGUCGGGCGGAUAUGGCGAGAAACGUAAUCCGAGCGUCCAACCGCAGAAGUCGUCAUCAAGAAACUUGAAGAAGCACUAUCUUUUCAAGAGGGAAAUUUAA